GAGCAGGCUAGCACUAGAAAGUUUAUUCCGUUUUAAGUGGUUUGAAGUUCAAACGCGUCCAACGGGUUCUAAUAGACUGUAAAAAAUUUUUGAUAUCUUUUUAAGAUACUGUUCUGCAAUUUUAAAAAAUGUCACUAAGAAAGUGCUGUAAUACGAAAAACAUGAGAAGACAAAAUUAACAGUACUAAAACAGCGGAAAGAGCAAAAAGAAAAAAUGAAAUCAAAUGUAUCCAAGAAAAAGAGUAUCUCUGAGGAGAUAGCUAAACAGUUCUCAAUUUCUGAGAAUCGUAUGUACUUCUGAUAUGAUUAAGUUACUAACUGAAUGAUAUUUCUGCACUUUCUAAUAAUAUACAUGUUGAGCAUCGUUUGUCCUUGUUUAACAUUUGAUAAAUGACAAGAAUGAAAUGAUUCCACGAGCGUUCACCUGACACAGCUGUAGGUUUUGAAAUGAUGAAUGAUAAAAGCUGCUUAAUAUUGAGCCAGACAAUGAAGAAUAUGAGUUUUUUUACAUAUAUGACUGAGAUACAAGCAUUAGUUCUACCCCUUCUUGAACGGAGAGAUUUGGUAUUGAUUACAUCCUACAAGAGAAUUGUCUAUGCAAACUUUCGGAGUCUUGGAAGACUUAAUGAAAUAUCAUUAUCACAUAUAUAGUCUUCUACUGGAUGGUGCCAAUAGACAGACCGAAGCGCAUACACUCGAAAAAGGGAUCAAUAUUAUCGUGGCAAUGCCAGAACAGUUAUUAGAUCAUUUGCAAAACACACCUGAUUUCUUCUAUAAGAAUCUUCAAUGUUUGAUAAUUGACGAGGAUCGUAUUUUAGGUAUUGGAUACGAGGAACAGUUGAUCGUCAAUAUUCUUCCCAAACGUCGGCAAACUAUCCUCUUCAGUACUUACACACAAGGUAGCAAUGAUAACAAAAUUAGCGCUAAAAAAAAACCUAUAUAUGUGGAAGUCGACAACGACAAGGAAAUGACGACUAUGGAGGGCUUACAGCAAGGUUACAUAGCAUCAAGUGACAAAAGAUUUCUACUUUUGUUCACAUUCUUAAAGAAAAACAAAAAAAAAGUGAUGGUCUUCUUCAAUUCUUGCAUAUCUGUUAAAUAUUACCAUGAACUUUUAAACUACAUUGAUUUACCAGCGAUGAAUGUACAUAGCAAGCAGAAACAGAUGAAAAGAAUUACGACCUUUCAUCAAUUUUGCAACGCUUUUUCGGGAAUUUUGCUCUGCACUAAAGAUGCCGCGAAAGAUCUGGAUACCUAAUGUCGAUAUUGGAUCGUGCAGUACGAUCAACCAGAUGAUCCCAUAGAAUACAUCCAUCGUAUUGGUCGAACCGUUCGCGGAGACAAUAGUAGCGGUCAUGCAUUGUUGAUAUUAUGAUCACAGGAGCUUGACUUCCUUCGUUAUCUCGAAAUAGUUCGUGUAUCUAUAAACGAAUACGAAUUCUCUUGGAAAAAAAUUACUGAUAUACAAUUACAGCUUGAAAAGUUAAUAUCGAAGAAUUACAUCUUAUACCAGUCGACAAAGGAAGCCUUCAAAGAUUAUGUUAGAGCAUAUUAUUCACAUUAUUUGGAGCAGAUUUUUGAUUUUAUAGAAAAUCUGGAUCUGGCGAAAGUCGCCAAGUCUUUCGGAUUUAUUGUACCACCGGCAAUAAACUUAAAAAUUAGUAAGUCUUCACGACCACAAAAGAGACUCAGCGGAGGCGGUUACGGACAUUUCAAAAAUAUAAACGAUCCGAGUUCGGCAAAAUGGCUGAAACGCAUCAAGAUCUUUCGCCAGCUAGGCAAACGUGGGCAGGAUAAUCGGUAAUUCAGCAGGUAACGCGCACCUUAUACGUGUAGACGAUAGACAAUGGUGUUCGAUGGCGUUCAUUAAGCAUCAAUUUAAUGAUAUUAAUACAUCUCGAUGUGAUAACUUGAGUAUCGAGAUACAGUUGACAAUUCCAAUUUGAUUGCUAGAAAAUGAUCGUACCGCACUAUUGACAAUUCAUAAAUAAAGUGUAGCAUGUGAGAAGCAUAUGUCCAGAUCGUCAUUAAUAUUCCGUAGUUUAAUGUUUUUUUUACUGUUUUUAUAAUCCAACCGAUUCACUAGUGUCAGAUUGGGUUUUUCAAAGGGUUUUUGGAUUCUAAAAAAUCUAAAAAAAAUCUGAUAUAUUCAAGAAUACGAUUUUACAAUGAUAUAAUCCGAAAUGUUUUCAUUUUGUUUGUAUUUGCGUGACUCUUCAAAGCCCUCAGUUGGACCACGAAGGGUUAAAGUCAAAAUAAACUAUCGCAUGUAUUAUAUAUACAGUAAAUAGCUUUAGUGAACGAUCAUAAACAAAUCAUUUGAAUCUUCAUCGAACGGCAUCACUUUGUACGCAAGAUUAAGACAUAAGAUAUUUGAGAUAUUAUUAAGUCUUAGUUGAAGCAUAUGUACAGUUUUAGAUUUGACAUCAGAUCGAAAAUACAUUCGCUUUAUGUUAAUAAAAAACUAUCGUUCUAGA
Molecule: messenger RNA, 2477 nt
Organism: Acromyrmex echinatior (Panamanian leafcutter ant)
Lineage: Eukaryota; Metazoa; Arthropoda; Insecta; Hymenoptera; Formicidae
Gene: pit
Product: probable ATP-dependent RNA helicase pitchoune
Molecular function (GO): nucleic acid binding; ATP binding
Source: RefSeq, a predicted model, not a curated record